CUUUAACAUUCAUCCAAGAAAACAUUUCAAUUUCUCCCUUCAUAAUAACUAGCUAGUUUUUCAUAAUGGCCUUUGCAAAAACAAGCCAGUACCUUUGCUUAGCUUUGUUCUUCAUAUUUUUGGGAGUUUGGAGCUCUCAAGUAGCUUCAUCACGUCCAAUCAACUAUGAGGCAAGCAUGCGAGCUAGGCAUGACCAAUGGAUUGCUCAUCAUGAAAAAAUUUACAAAGAUUUGAAUGAGAAAGAAAUGCGUUUUCAAAUAUUUAAAGAAAACGUGGAACGUAUAGAAGCUUUUAAUGCAGGUGAAGAUAAAGGGUACAAACUUGGCGUUAAUAAAUUCACUGAUCUCACGAAUGAGGAAUUUCGUGUAUUGCAUACUGGUUACAAGAGAUCACACCCUAAGGUCAUGUCUUCCUCAAAGCCAAAGACACAUUUUAGAUAUGCUAAUGUGACAGACAUACCGCCAACUAUGGAUUGGAGAAAGAAAGGUGCGGUUACCCCUAUCAAGGACCAAAAGGAAUGUGGGUGUUGUUGGGCAUUCUCUGCAGUAGCUGCUAUGGAAGGGCUACAUCAACUGAAAACAGGAAAAUUGAUCCCUUUAUCAGAGCAAGAACUUGUAGACUGUGAUGUCGAAGGCGAGGACGAAGGUUGUAGCGGUGGACUCUUGGACACUGCCUUUGAAUUCAUCACGAAAAACAAGGGUCUCGCAACAGAAGCAAACUAUCCAUACAAAGGAGAAGAUGGUGUCUGCAACAAGAAAAAGUCAGCUCUUUCAGCAGCCAAAAUUACAGGAUAUGAAGAUGUGCCAGCCAACAGUGAGAAGGCUCUUUUGCAGGCAGUGGCUAAUCAACCAGUGUCGGUGGCAAUAGACGGGAGUAGCUUCGAUUUCCAGUUCUAUUCAAGUGGUGUAUUCAGUGGAUCAUGUAGCACUUGGCUUAACCAUGCUGUUACAGCAGUAGGAUAUGGUGCUACAAGUGAUGGUACAAAAUAUUGGAUUAUGAAGAAUUCAUGGGGCAGUAAAUGGGGUGACAGUGGAUAUAUGCGCAUCAAAAGGGAUGUUCAUGAGAAACAAGGCCUUUGUGGACUUGCUAUGGAUGCUUCUUAUCCCACUGCCUAAAAGGAAAUUAAUUAUCCUUAGCUUUUUUUAGUACUUUUCAACCAUGUUUAUAUAUGUGGAUAUGUUGUGGGUUUGAGGUAGACUUGGAUUAGACUGUUCAUAUAUAUAGUUAAAGCACUUAAAAGGUGCCAGCUUCUAAAUUGUAAUUUUAUGCUCAUCAUGUGAAUUAUAAUGGUUAUUGUCUAAAUUUGAUUUGACUUGUCA
Molecule: messenger RNA, 1319 nt
Organism: Nicotiana attenuata
Lineage: Eukaryota; Viridiplantae; Streptophyta; Magnoliopsida; Solanales; Solanaceae
Product: senescence-specific cysteine protease SAG12-like
Exons: 3
Coding region: 66-1115 (349 amino acids)
Cellular component (GO): lysosome
Molecular function (GO): cysteine-type endopeptidase activity
Source: RefSeq, a predicted model, not a curated record